Malania oleifera is the source of this 1362-nucleotide messenger RNA. RefSeq lists its product as uncharacterized. Gene Ontology annotation, biological process: protein dephosphorylation. The record is from RefSeq and is a predicted model, not a curated record. The transcript has 3 exons. The coding region runs from base 414 to 1220 and encodes 268 amino acids. NCBI's taxonomy places the organism in Eukaryota, Viridiplantae, Streptophyta, Magnoliopsida, Santalales, Ximeniaceae. Gene Ontology annotation, molecular function: protein tyrosine/serine/threonine phosphatase activity.
GCCAAUGAAUUAAUUAUUUUUGAAAAGGAAAAAUCUUGCUAAAUGGCUUACAAGCGUUGCCUACAAAGCACGCGCCUAGUCUUUGUGGUAUAUUCUGUCUCAGGAAAUACACGCGACCGAAAUACUUGAAAAUUCGCCGAGCAACUAACCGAUGAGCUUUCGACAAUCGAGGGCUUGAGGUAAUUCCCUAUUUUCUUGAGAUCCUGCAACUAUGCAAGCUUGAAUGUUUGAUACCGCGACUUACGGUCUGCGUUUGAUAGAAAGGAGAACGUUGAAGGCACCAAGUGAGAAAUUCUUCGAAGUUUUUUCACUGAAAAAACCGCGAGUUGAAGUUCUUCUUUGAUUGUUUCAGUUGUGGGUACUGGGUUAGCAACUGUUCCUUCGUCAAAAGAAGUGGGGCAUUGAAGAAAAGCAUGGGUUGGGGUAUAUCAAGGUUGAUAGGGUUGAAGGGUACUUUGAUGUUCUUUUUAUUUGCAUAUCUUACACGUCUCGGCUUUGCAUUGUUAUCUGUACCAUUCUUAUAUGCUUCUUUGGUAUCUUUCUUGGUCUCCCUUGCUUCUCAUCCAUCCAUCAAUCUUCCCAUGCUUUUGGGUAAGAAACCAGAUGGGACUUUUCCCAUCUGGUCUGUAAUCAUGUUUAGCCCAUAUUUGUAUUUUGUUCGGGCUUUCUCUGCAUUGCGAAGGUUCUGUAGUGGAGAAGCUCCUUAUAGUGAGAUUUGUGAGGGUGUAUAUGUUGGGGGGUGGCCUUAUUCUUCACAUGGUUUGCCACCCGGUAACCCUGCCAUCAUUGAUUGCACUUGUGAAUUCCCAAGAGGUCCACAUUUAUCGGAGAAUGCAUAUUUAUGCGUUCCCACUUGGGAUACAAGGGCUCCUCAGCCUGCUGAAAUUGAAUCUGCAGUUCGCUGGGCUUGUAGAAAGAGAGCCCUGAAAAAGCCUUUGUUCGUCCACUGUGCAUACGGUCAUGGAAGAAGUGUUGCUGUAAUGUGUGCUCUACUGGUGGCUUUGGGUUUGGCAGAUGAUUGGAAAAAUGCGGAGAAAUUAAUCCGGGAUAAACGGCCAUAUAUUCGUAUGAAUGUUCUCCAUCGUAAAACCUUGGAAGAAUGGUCGAGGCACCGGUUAUCUUCCCCUAAAAGGAAUGAAGAAAUAGAUGUGAGUACUGUGAUUCUGUCUAACACUUCUGGGAGCUCAGAGUCCAUUAGGUCUGAUGAUACUGUUGGGUAACAUUCUUCCAAAUUUGCGGACUGCUAUUUCUUGCCCCUUGCACCCAUUGAUUGCCCGCAGUGUUGCUGUUAUUCUCUUCUAAUAGGUUCCAUUAUGUUUUUGGAAAUUGAUUUCUGCUAAUAAACCAAAGUGCUUGAUUCAA